CGGGCUCAUUCGUGUUGAAAAACCGGGAUGGGGUGGGGGCAGGACACCAACCGCUUCACCAAUGAAGCCCGCUCCCCGCCGUCCUCCUCGCCCCCUCCCUCUCCGCGCCUUCCUUGCCCCUCCUCCUCUAAGUCACCGCCGUCCAGUUUCCCCGCCCCACCCUUGCCACCCCCGACCCCAAGACUGGCCAACGGCUCCCUAACCCCGGGCUCGCAGGCCGAUGACCCUAGGAGACAGGGGCCUCGAGGGGCCUCAAACUAGCGCGCCGCGGGCUGAGCCCGAGAGGCCGGGCUGGGGGGAGGGAGGCCCGGAGGGAGGGAGCGAAGGAAGGAGGAGGGCUGGCGAGCUGGAGCCGGCAGGCGGCGGGAGCCCGGGCGAGCCUCGUCGGGAGUGCGUCUCCUCAGCAGAGCAGUACACAGCCAGAGCUUGUCCAGGUGACUGAGCUCCACCCCUGUGCACCAAGACACCCACCCCCACUGGUCAAGCCUCACUGGACAAAGAGUCCCGGAAGUCCCAGCAUGAGAUUCAGAGCUCCCCAGCCAGCUUCAUAGAUGGGGGAGCAGCCUGCUUGCCUCCCCGGUCAAUUACAGGGAUAAUUAAGAAAGAGCCCCACCCAAUAUGGAGGCUGAGGACUACCACCUCUAUUGAUUCUCUGCCUUCUGCCCUGCCCUGCCCACCUGACCUUAGCUGGUCAAUGCUAUGCUGAGAAGGAAGGAAGACUUGGGGUCAGCUUGCCUGGCUACAGGGCAAGGAUCGUGGGCAUCAUGGGGGUUUGCGUGAGCGGGGCUCCAGGGUGAGACCUAGCCCCCGCCCCCAGGAAUUCAAGGGGGUGGGGGUGGGGCCAAGGAUAGAAUGGCUCGGGGUGGGUUGGGGGCAGAAGAGGCCUCCCUACGCUCAAACGCAUUGUCCUGGCUGGCCUGCGGGCUGCUGGCCCUGCUGGCCAACGCCUGGAUCAUCCUCAGCAUCUCGGCCAAACAGCAGAAGCACAAGCCGCUGGAGCUGCUGCUCUGCUUCCUGGCGGGCACACAUAUACUCAUGGCCGCUGUGCCCCUUACCACCUUUGCUGUGGUACAGCUCCGGCGCCAGGCCUCCUCUGACUAUGACUGGAACGAGAGCAUCUGCAAGGUCUUUGUGUCCACCUACUACACGCUGGCCCUGGCCACCUGCUUCACGGUCGCCUCGCUCUCCUACCACCGCAUGUGGAUGGUGCGCUGGCCCGUUAACUACCGCCUCAGCAACGCCAAGAAGCAGGCACUGCACGCCGUCAUGGGCAUCUGGAUGGUCAGCUUUAUCCUGUCCACGCUGCCCUCCAUCGGCUGGCACAACAACGGGGAGCGCUACUACGCCCGAGGCUGCCAGUUCAUAGUCUCCAAGAUUGGCCUGGGCUUUGGUGUCUGCUUCAGCCUCCUGCUCCUUGGGGGCAUUGUCAUGGGGUUGGUCUGUGUGGCCAUCACGUUCUAUCAGACACUGUGGGCCCGGCCCCGGAGGGCUCGGCAGGCCCGGAGAGCGGGGGGCAGCGUGGGAGCCAAGGCAGGUGGGCUGGGGGGCUUGGGUACCCGGCCAGCUUUUGAGGUGCCAGCCAUCGUGGUGGAGGACACCCGAGGGAAGCGGCGGUCCUCGCUGGAUGGCUCUGAAUCUGCCAAGACAUCCUUGCAGGUCACCAACUUGGUCAGCGCCAUCGUCUUUCUCUAUGACUCGCUCACGGGGGUGCCCAUCUUGGUGGUGAGCUUCUUCUCCUUGAAGUCAGACUCAGCCCCGCCAUGGAUGGUGCUGGCUGUGCUGUGGUGCUCCAUGGCACAGACGUUGCUCCUGCCCUCCUUCAUCUGGUCCUGUGAGCGCUACCGUGCAGAUGUGCGCACAGUGUGGGAGCAGUGUGUGGCCAUCAUGUCCGAGGAUGACGGUGAUGACGAUGGCGCCUGUGAUGACUACACAGAUGGCCGAGUGUGCAAAAUUCGCUUUGAUGCUAAUGGAGCCACAGGGUCAGGGAGUCGGGACCCCACCCAGGUGAAACUGCUGCCGGGCCGGCACAUGCUCUUCCCGCCCCUUGAGCGAGUACACUAUUUACAGGUUCCUUUGUCCCGCCGGUUAUCCCACGAUGAGACCAACAUCUUUUCUACUCCCCGGGCACCAGGCUCCUUCCUGCACAAGUGGUCAUCGUCUGAUGAUAUCCGGAUCCUCCCAGCCCAGAGCAGAGCCCUUGGAGGUCCUCCAGAAUACCCGGGACAGAGACUCAGGAUGGAGGAUGAGGAGGACGAGGAAGAGGCUGAAGGUGGGGGCUUAGCCAGCCUUCGCCAGUUUCUAGAAAGUGGGGUUCUGGGGUCAGGUGGGGGACCCCCACGAGGUCCUGGUUUUUUCCGGGAGGAGAUCACCACCUUCAUCGAUGAGACACCUCUGCCUUCUCCAACUGCAUCACCAGGACCCUCUCCUCGUAGGCCUAGGCCGCUGGGCUUUUCACCUCGACGACUCUCCCUUGGGUCUCCUGAGAGCCGAGCUGUUGGACUUCCUUUGGGGUUAAGUGCAGGAAGACGCUGUUCCCUGACAGGGAGUGAAGGGAGUUCAAGGGCUUGGGGAAGACCCUGGGGGCCAGGCAACCCCAUCUUCCCCCAGUUGACCCUGUAAGGCCAUGGGUGAGUGAGUUUGCCUCAUUCUGGCCCUGAGUCUAUGGCAGCUGCCUCCAGGGAGAUGGGGGGCUACAUCUGGGCUCUAGAGCCCCAGCUCUCUCCCAUCCAAGUGACCAGAUACCCAACUCACCCGUCUUCACCCUUAGCAAAAUGUAUUAAAAGGCUGAAGUGUUGCCGUGGAAACCUUGGUGUUCAGCGACUGCGGUGGCAAAUGGGUCAGUGGCUUGGGCGAGGGAGAAUGGCUCACAGAGGACAAAAUGGAGAAAGGGCAGGAGGAAGAGAUACAGAAAGAGACAGCCCAACAUGCAGGCAGGAGAAAUGGGCUUAGGAGAGACUGAUCCUGAGGUGGAGCAUGGGGCACUUGAGUGUGUUAGUUUGAAGUGGGAAGGAUCCUUGUUCAAAUUAGUAAAGGCGCUCAAUCCUCA
This is a messenger RNA of Rattus rattus (black rat), 3046 nucleotides long. It is a transcript of the gene Gpr162, whose product is annotated as G protein-coupled receptor 162. NCBI's taxonomy places the organism in Eukaryota, Metazoa, Chordata, Mammalia, Rodentia, Muridae. The record is from RefSeq and is a predicted model, not a curated record. Gene Ontology annotation, biological process: G protein-coupled receptor signaling pathway. The transcript has 6 exons. Bases 853 to 2619 code for a protein of 588 amino acids. Gene Ontology annotation, cellular component: membrane. Gene Ontology annotation, molecular function: G protein-coupled receptor activity.